GUUAAAGAACCUGGCAAUAAGAAAUGUCUCGUUGCAAGAAGUUCCGUAGUUUGGUUCAUGACAUUGAUUGCGAAAAAAAAUGUUGCGAAAAUAAACCGAGAAUCGACCGCUGCGAAGACAUGCUAAAAUCGUAUGAAAUUCUAACAAACCCGGAGUCUAUGGCCAACCAAGAAAAUCCUUUAAGCCACGCUUUCAAACUGACGCGUGAAAUUGGGAACCAGAAGAAGAUAAAUUUACAAGUGAAGAGCGAAUUGGAAGCUUUUUACAGAAAGUCAAGAAAAUUCACAGUCGACUUGUUAGACGUUUGUGAGAAUAACCAAGAAGUUACCGUUCUUUUAAAUUUUGAUGAGGACGAUCUCAGUGAGAAGAAGAAGAUUAAAAUACUGAUGGAGGCAGUAGUUGCUAAACAUAAAGAGGUAAUUCGGACUGGAUCUUUUUUACCAAGUAUAAUUUAAUGUGCAAAUUAUUAAGAUCAGUACAAAAAGUCUGUAACCCUAGCUGAGCAGCAUGUAAUUCUAAGCAUGCAACUAUGUCUUUCCUUAACCCACCAUUGCAAAUCAUUAUACACGUCGAUGGGGAGAGAGUCUUAGAGGCUGUUUAUAUGGCCCGUGCCAGUUCGAGUACCCGAGCUGGCCCGGUUUAUAAUUAUGCGAGAUAUACCGCGUUUGUUAUUAUUUCCCACUAAAUGUCAUUCUGCGGUUAUAUGGGAAUCGAGCAGGCGCACCUAAGCGAGAUCCCGCCUCCACUAAGCCGAGAUCUAGGGCGACCGGGCUGGGAAUUUCCCAUCAAAGACCCGUUCUGUCCCGCCUAUAAGCAGACUGUGAGUUAUUGGUAUGUUCAUGCGAUAUAUUGUCGUAAAUAAGAAUUUCUCAACCGAUAUUGUUCCUAAGAGUUUUCAGUGAAUGAUUCUAUGCGAAUUAAUAUACGUGAAAGUUGCUCGCGAAAGUGCGAACAUCAGGUUCUUUUAUAUUAUACUAUUUAUGGCUGUGAGACCAGUGGUUUGUUUGACGAGGCCGCCCACCUCAAUAGUCUCACGUAAACGAGAAAUAAAAUCAGCUCGUCAAAACUAGCUAGCUCGGCUACUCGGGGGGUGGCUCGCCUCCAUAUAAACACCCCCAUAUUCGCAUCAUAUUCCCUUGGUGUUUCUUUAAUUAAGGUUAAAUUCGAUACAGUAAUCCUCACAAAAUUCUUAUGGGACAAUCGCGAAUACUGAACUAUAUUAACAAAUUUAACGAGCGAAUUUCCACCGGAAUCACGGCAUCUUGCUCACGACAUCUCGUGCCAUUGUCUGUGUUGUAUGGCGUGUUGCAUAUCCGUGCGAAGUCAUUAAUUUAAAAAUUCAAUUUCGAAAACUGACAAGGGGAAUAUCUCUUUAUAUUGCUUAUUAUUAAUUAUUCUAUGUUUUAAUUGAAACGAUGCACGAAAAAAUAGUUUAUGAAAAGGUUUAUGAAUAUUUAUAUAUAAAUAUAUAUAUAUAUAUAUAUAUAUAUAUAUAUAUAUAUAUAUAUAUAUAUAUAUAUAUAUAUAUAUACUUUCAAUUUUAUAUAGUUUAUUGCACAUCGCCACGUUCAACAGUUAUUACACACAAUCGAACAUCCAUCUUGGCCAUGGUCAAUCAUAGAAUUCCUUCCUGGUAUUUUAAAAUACAUCCUCUACACCCUAACGUUCCCAAUCUGGGCAUUUGUGUUUAUAUUUUGGAGAGAUUGUGACAUUUUAUGGUUACAGAAGAUGUCACAUUUUAUGGCUACACCCUUUGGCAAGUUUGUGAGCCAUACUUCUCACUAUUGUGCUUUUGUCGUUCUUCUGUUUAUCUCUUCAGCAAGGGAAUAUCAUGAGCCGAGUGUAAUUGGUUAGUAUAAAAUUACGACAUACAUAUACAUACCUACCUUGAACCCAAGUUAACUUAUGCCAAAUCAUUCAUAAGAUGAUAUGUAUCAAUUCAUCUAGAUAUAUAAACAUUGAUCAAACAUUCAUUCUUUCGAUUUUUCAUGAAUUAUGAAUGGUUUAAUUUAAAAGCAAUUAUACAUAUCAAUCUCUCCCGUAUUAUAUUGACGAGGUAAUUCCUCACUAUAUAUUGUGUGGAAUGUUUUAUGUUUUAUGAUAGAUUUAAUGUAUGAUUCAAAUGUUCAUGCCAGAUUAAAUAACCAAUAUACCAUGACCAUGUUAGUCCAACUAUUAUAUAUCACUUAUCAAAGUAAUCAACAGUUUGCACUAGGUGGCGAUCCCCAUAUUGUGACUUGUGAUUCUAAAAAUUAGAAUGCCUACUUAUGUACUCCUAACUGAUGAUUUGCGACCCUGUCAUCAAAAUUUCGUUUAAUAUUUUUCAACGGCUAGUCUCCAUAAUUUGGACAAGUUGGUAUUGCCACUUUAAGCGAUUCUACUCUAUAGGCUAACGCAAUCGGUUGGUGAAUUUGAUGAGUCACAAAUAACAAUGGAUUUACACGAUGCGUUAUUUAUUGAGUCCAGUAUAGGAACUGGAAACAUCUAACUAGAAAUACAUGCAUGCAACGACUCCUCGCUUAUAUUUUCCAAACAUUGUUUCAACAUGAAGUAUUCGUAAUUUUGCCAACACUGAACGCAGGCUCGCGUUGCACGUCAUAUUUGUCAUGGCAACACGAUAAGUGUUUUUUAAACUUUUUGUACAAACCUGCAAAAAAUAGAUGAAACUUGAGCACUUUUAAAUACAGAACUACCAAUUUCUAAAAUAUAUAAAGUAUAGGUAUGUUAUUUUGAUUUCUAUAUGGGCUUUAUUUCAUUGUAAAAUUCAAAACGAUACUCACGUAAAGCGUUUUUAAAUGUGAAUUGAAAUUAACUGCUUUUUGCCGAUAUUUAUAAGUAACUCAUUUACUCCUCAACUCGAGCUUCAACUUAUUACUCGCACUAUGAAAUGAAAUAAAUUUAAUUCGUACAGGACGCUUAUGAAUAUAAUUUGCUUUUCCUUUUUAUCAUGAACUUCUACAAAAGUUAAUUUAACUAAGAAACUUUCGCAUACGAUGCAUACAAUGCAUAUAAGAAAGACUUGAACAACGAGAAGUCUAUAUUAAUAAAGUCUAUAUAUUAAUACAAUUAAGUCGCACAUAAACAAUUGAAACAAACUUGCCGUAUACUUUAGCAUUUCUCAUAGCCUACUGAAUCAAUUCUUAUAAAUGUUUACGUUUAAAAAAAGGAAAACAAUUUUAAAAUUUGUUAUGUGAAACGAUUUUCCAGGCUUUCUUUACAUGUAUUUUUAUCCUGGCAAACAGCCAUAUUUGAGAUCAGUGAGAUGACCACCCACCGAAACACCGUUGGUGACCCACGCCCGUGAUCAUUGCAUGAUGAACUUUAGACUUCGCUAAAGCUUUCGUUUCCGCGUGUGUAAAUAGCCGGGCGGAAUUAGUACCCUCGUCCCUGGCUUACGCCCGGAACGGCGCCCCGCGACGUUGGCUCGGGGAUAAAGGUAACGUGCAUGUUAAUACUAUACAAAAUCUAGCAGGGGAAUUUGUCAUAGUAUUCAGAAUAUUUUUUGUUUACAGAAUAUUUGCUCUCUGCAAUCGUUUGGUCAAUGUGUAUACAACAAUUUCUUAUAUUCUGGAAGGAAACGUGCUGCUGGCGGUGUUGCUGUUAUUUUCAUAGCCGGUGGAAUCAGGUUUUAACAGUAAUGUUGAUCGGCUUCGUGAUUUCUGAUUUGCUCUGGUUGAUUGGUUCAACAGCAGUUGGAGGAUGGCCGGUUGAUAAAUUAGAAUCAGCCUCGGAUAUGGCAGGACACAGAAUUCUACUUCUGGCUAACAGCUUUUUCUCAAUCUCCACGGUUAUGAGCGUUUUUUAUUUGGGUAAUUUCUGGAGAGUAAACUCCAAGUCUGGACCGUUGCAGCUUUCGACAUUACGGAUGUUCAAAGACAUUCGAAAAUUUUUAAUGAUAUUUCUAGGAGUUUUUCUUGCAUUUUCACUCGGUGUGCGGAAUAUUUACUCAUACAGAAAUAAAUUGGAAGCCAUUUACGGCAACGGUACAGCACAAAGUGUGGAAGACGAGCUUAGCACGUAUGUAUCAGUUUGGAAAUAGUAUUGAGCACAUAAAUGUCAUUUCUGGAUGUUUAGUUAGGUCCUUAUCUUUUUCGCACUAAGACUUUCCUUACAAGUGCUUCACUGAUUAAACAAUACAUUUUCCAUAAAAUAUAUCAAGAUAUGAUAGUCUGGAAACUCAAAAGAAGUAAUUGUGUUAUAAUUUUGUCUUAGUUUAUAUUAAUUUGACAUGGUCACGAUGAUUGAACUCACUGUGUUUUCGUUUGAUAAAGUGCUCGUCCAAUAGGGAUAUCUGAGAUGAAACGUAAAAACACGAGGAACAUUUAUUAAUAAAGUGAAUUACGAAGACAAAGUAUUUGAGCACUGUGAGAUACAGUUCAACGUCAAACAAAGCGCCUCAUUUUGUGGGUUUGAAAUUUAAUUGCCGGACUUCCGGAUGAUAUGCCUAUUCGUAGCAUAAGUGCAUAACUCAAACAGAAUAGCAUCUGUUUGUCAAUUGUGAAGUAAAAUUUAUUUGAGAAACCAUAAAGCCAGUCCUUCCAAUUAGUUUAGUCCUUGCUUAUCUAAUUACAACCUAAUGUCAUUCUCCUUUAAGGCUACUGAACUGAUUACUGAUUGCGCCGAUCGGGUAUCCGAUAAAUUUACAUAUUACAUAAAAGGCGUCCAUGUGUAUUGGAUUGACAUCAAUAAUUAAACUUUGAUAAAUCUCAUGCAAAAUUUCAAAUAUAAAUAUUAAGAAAAUUAGACCACUAUAGUCCAUUUUAUAUCUCUACAGUCCUUCUCCGUCUAAUUAAACCUCUUACUCAAUAUAUUGGCUGGACAAUGCUAAUAGAAGCUAGUGCUAUUUCUUUGAGCCAAGCUUUACAACCAGUAAUAAUUUCACGGAGAUAAUGCCACAUGCAUGGCAUGGCAAGGCGGUCAUGAAUUGACGUUCUUAUCAUGAAAUUUCAUAAGAAGUUUAAUUGAAGAAAAAAUUUCCCAAAAACAGAGAUUGGGAGUCGCAUUACCAAUUAAAGCGUAAAAUUAUCGUGAUGUUUCAUUCUAUGAAAUUAUAUUAUUAUUUCUAUAUUAAUUUAAGGUUUUCACAGUCUUGGCAGGUUAUGUUUUGGGCAUUAUUUGAUCAAACCAACGUCGAAAAAUUUGAAACCACCCAUCCAAGGUUCAACAUCACAAGUAACACUGGAAAGUUAAUGUUUGCAAUAUACUUGAUCAUUGUUGUGCUAGUCGGAGUGAAUAUGCUCAUCGCCAUGAUGAAUAACUCAUACGAAUACGUUGCG
Molecule: messenger RNA, 5276 nt
Organism: Paramuricea clavata
Lineage: Eukaryota; Metazoa; Cnidaria; Anthozoa; Malacalcyonacea; Plexauridae
Source: the annotation of a GenBank genome assembly